AUGACGCAAAUCAGCACAAGCCGAGUAUCACCUCAAGCGGAGGCUCUCGCGGCAUCGAUGAAGCCCUCCCAACCGCCACCAACCACCAAUUGGGACGCGGAUGGCAUGGUCAACAUCAUUUCCAACGGUCGCAUCCAGGGCACAUAUCCCUCAGCCAAGGCAUGGACGUCAGAUGCCGUGCCGCCUGGCUCCUCAGCCGACCUCUCCGCACCAGCAACUGCUGUCCAUUAUUACAGGCAACGACGCGAUUUGGACGAUGCUCCAGACGGCGCGGCGUCCGCAGUUGCAACCUGGCUGUCGACGCUGUUGUGCAUGCCCCGGUUGGGCUCCGGACGAGCCCAGGGUUGCCGCAGCGGGGGCAGCGUAGACAGUGUCGACUUCGUUUCCACCUGGCAGAAGGCACAAGCAGAGGCGGCAGCGCGCCGGGUAGUACCGGUGCUGAAACGGGCGAGCGCACCGAACACGCCUGAGGAUUCUCCUUCAGUCCGGACGGAGGUGGCGACUGCCAACGGUGGCGGCGGCACAGCAGCGGCCCAAGUGUCCUCCCCACUGCCGCGGAUCGAAUCCAAGAGCGGCCGAAGCAUCAGCUUCGGGGCAGCUUCACAGGGGCCCGCAAGUUGCCCCGUUGCGCCCUCCUGCGCUUCCUCGGGCGACCUGGUCAUGUUCGUGUCUGAGUCUCUCGCGCAAGUGGCGGCCUCCGGUAGUCGACCCGACAGCCGCCAGACGGGCAAGCGAAGCGUGCGCUUCAAUUAA
Molecule: messenger RNA, 753 nt
Organism: Volvox carteri f. nagariensis
Lineage: Eukaryota; Viridiplantae; Chlorophyta; Chlorophyceae; Chlamydomonadales; Volvocaceae
Exons: 3
Coding region: 1-753 (250 amino acids)
Source: RefSeq, a predicted model, not a curated record